AUGGUCUGGCCGCGGUUUUUCUCAAUUUUUGUUCAACCUUCACGUAGGAAUGUAUCUGCCGACGGACAUGCACACCAGCGUGAUGUCCUUCCUUGGAUCGAAACCCCGAUCGAUGAAAGAGAUGGAGAUCCUCCACACCUAUACCGGCAUUCCGACGCGACGCCAAUAGAGCUAUUCUUCGACCUCUUUUUUGUCGCGAACUUAUCGACUUUCACCGCUACGCAUGAAAUAAACAAUUUAGAAGCAUUGGGCUCCUACAUCAGUUUUCUGGGAGUUAUAUGGUUCACCUGGCUUCAAGUAACUCUAUUCGAUAUUCGAUUUGCCCGAGACUCGGUAUUUGAACGGGUCUGCAAAGCCGUUCAAUUAGCUGUUAUGGUCGGAUUUGCCUCCGCUGGAAGUCGAAUCAGCACACGCGUCCGUGAUGAGAACGUCUGGGCGUUUCAGUCGCUGAGCGUCUUUCUUGGUGUUAGCAGGAUUCUAUUGGGGAUCCAGUAUACUGUCAAUAUUGGACUUACUCAUAAGAAGAUGAGAUCUUCUAUGAAGGGGCUGUUUACCAUAGCAGGAACGCUCUUGCUCCUGGGUAUCAUUCAUCUCAGUAUGUACUUUGUGUUCCGGCUGGAGAACCGGACACACUUACACAUAUGGACUGCAUGGUUCGUUCUAUUUGGGUUCGAGACGUGGAUAGUCAUGGCUGUGUCUUGUGUAACUCCGGGGAUAGGAUUCGAAGAGACCCACCUGAACGUGCGGAUGGGCCUUCUCACCCUGAUCAUCAUCGGGGAAGGUGUCAUAUCAGUUACGCGGAUCGUUAACAAAACUGUUGGACCCGGUGGCUGGACUAAGUGGUCGUUUGUCCAUAUUCUAGGCGUCACCACCAAUGUGUACCUUGUGUGGCAAGCAUACUACGAUGUUUCUCCAAGAGGAAUACUUGGCAAAUUGCGCCAGCAGCUAUGGGCCCAGUUGCAUUUCUCGUUUCAUGUGGUGCUUAUUCUUCUUCUUGAGGGAUCGCAGAUACUCGCAUUAACGUUGGAUGUCACGUUGAAGCUGACGUACCUAGCGGAGACGAUUCUGUUCGUAUGCGAAGAACCACGGCCGCGUCCCGCGGAUGGUAUCCGACUUCUGGAAAGUACCAUUGACGAUAUGGAGAUCGACUAUAAACGUGGAGGCAUAGAUGAAAAGCGCGCUAUCUCUCAGAUCCUAGAUGAUUUGUCAAGCGGGCCGUUAUGUCCUGUCGACGAGACGAGUCCCUACACUCUAGACAGUGACCGAGCUGAUAGUCUUAUGGGAAACGUAACUGCUGCCUUAUUUCAGAGUAUGGGAAUAGCACCCUCAGAGAGAAGGGAUAUCGGUCAAUUGAGCAAUGAUCAGCUUUUGAGGCUAUAUAUGAAAAUGAUGGAAUUUGUUUACGUUUACUAUUUCAUCGUGGCGGCGCUCGCGAUGUUCCAUUUUGCUGCUUUCAUGCUGCUAGCGCGGCGCCAUAAGAGGAGGCUGUACAUGAGCAUAGGGGUUGGUGUCCGCGUGGCUCUCGCGAUUUUUUCAGCCAGUUUGAUUUCAUUUACGGAUCACUUCGCCCUUGCAUCUUCUUUUAUGACAUCCCCGACGAUCCUCUACGCGUUUACAUUUAUAUUACUUCCAGGUCUUUUAGUGGACCGGGUAUUGGAUCAGCUUGGACUUUGGAGAGAGGCAGGAUUUGGUCAGGAUCAGAAAAGCGAGACAGAACUAAAGCCUCUAGCUGGAGUACAACCUGCGGAUGCCGAGUCGUCCGGCGGCAUUGAUACCGGAGAUGAUUUCCAGGCUUGA
Monascus purpureus is the source of this 1797-nucleotide messenger RNA. The record is from the annotation of a GenBank genome assembly. Lineage: Eukaryota; Fungi; Ascomycota; Eurotiomycetes; Eurotiales; Aspergillaceae.